UCUCUCCUCUCUCUCUCUCUCUCUCUCUCUCUCUCUCCCUUUGGCUUUUCUAAAUCUGUCUCCAAAGCUUUCACCUCCUCUCUAAUGGUGAAACCAAAACCCUAGAUUUCCUCUCCAUUCAUCUAAUCUAAUUCCAUCCACACCUCUCUCUCAAAAAUGAAGACUUUUCCAACCUUAUUUUUAUCAGUAACGACUCUCUUCUCUUUCUUGUUUUCUCUUUCCCUUGAAGCUUCUUCACCAUCUCAGUCUCUGUACAGAGAAAUCCAUCAGCUGAUAAGCUUCAAAAACGUUCUUCCUGACAAGAACCUGCUCCCAGAUUGGUCUCCCAGCAAAAACCCGUGUACAUACGACGGCGUGAUUUGCAGAGACGACAAGGUUACUUCGAUUGAUCUCAGUUCCAAGCCUCUCAACGUCGGAUUCAGUGCCGUGGCUUCGUCUCUCUUGUCCCUCACCGGACUAGAGUCUCUGUUUCUCUCAGACUCACACAUCAACGGCUCCAUUACUAGCUUUAAAUGCUCUGCUUCUCUCACCAGCUUGGAUCUAUCGAGGAACUCUAUCUCCGGUCCCGUAACGACUUUGUCGAGCCUCGGUUCUUGCAUCGGUCUGAAAUCUCUUAACGUCUCCUCCAACACCCUCGAUUUUCCCGGGAAAAUUUCAGGCGGGUCGAAGCUUAGCAGCUUGGAAGUCCUGGAUCUCUCCGCGAACUCCCUCUCCGGUGAUAACGUCGUCGGUUGGGUUCUCUCCGAUGGCUGCGGAGCGUUGAAGCACUUUGCGAUAAGCGGUAACAAAAUCAGCGGAGACGUUGAUGUUUCACGUUGCGUGAAUCUCGAGUUUCUCGACGUUUCCUCCAACAAUUUCUCCACUGGGAUCCCGUCUCUCGGAGAUUGCUCGUCUCUGCAGCAUCUCGACAUCUCCGGGAACAGAUUAUCCGGCGAUUUCUCCCGCGCUAUCUCCUCCUGCACAGAGCUCAGGUCGUUGAACAUCUCCGGCAACCAAUUCGCCGGAACCAUCCCUUCUUCACUACCGCUCAAAAGCCUCCAGUAUCUUUCUCUAGCCGGGAACAAAUUCACCGGCGAGAUCCCGGAGCUUCUCUCCGGCGCGUGCGGUACGCUAACCGGACUCGAUCUCUCCGUAAACGAAUUCUACGGUACGGUUCCCCCUUUCUUCGGCUCUUGCUCUCUUCUGGAAUCACUCGUGUUGUCGACCAACAACUUCUCCGGCGAGUUACCGAUGGAAACGUUGCUGAAGAUGAGUGCUCUCAAGGUGCUCGAUCUCUCUUUCAACGAGUUUUCCGGCGAGUUACCGGAAUCUCUGACGAAUCUCUCCGCUUCGUUGCUAACGCUUGAUCUCAGCUCCAACAAAUUAACCGGUACGAUUCUCCCAAAUCUCUGCCGGAACCCUAAGAACACACUCCAGGAGCUUUACCUUCAGAACAACGGCUUCACCGGGAAGAUUCCGCCGACGUUGAGCAACUGUUCGGAGCUGGUUUCGCUUCACCUAAGCUUCAAUUACCUCUCCGGGACAAUCCCGUCGAGUCUAAGCUAUCUGUCGAAGCUCCGAGAUCUGAAGCUUUGGAUGAAUAUGCUUCAAGGAGAGAUCCCUCGAGAGCUCAUGUACGUCAACACCUUGGAGACUCUCAUUCUCGAUUUCAACGACUUAACCGGUGAAAUCCCUUCCGGUUUAAGCAACUGUACCAAUCUGAACUGGAUUUCUCUUUCGAAUAACCGGUUAACCGGUCAGAUUCCCCGGUGGAUCGGCCGGUUAGAGAAUCUCGCCAUCCUCAAGCUGAGCAACAACUCUUUCUACGGAAACAUACCGGCUGAGCUCGGCGACUGUCGGAGCUUAAUCUGGCUCGAUCUCAACACCAAUUACUUCAACGGUACGAUUCCGGCGGAAAUGUUCAAACAAUCAGGGAAAAUCGCCGCGAAUUUCAUAGCCGGGAAGAGGUACGCUUACAUCAAAAACGAUGGUAUGAACAAAGAGUGUCACGGAGCUGGUAAUUUGCUUGAGUUUCAAGGUAUCAGACCGGAGCAGCUUAACCGGGUUUCCACUAGGAACCCUUGUAAUUUCACCAGAGUCUAUAAAGGUCACACUUCGCCGACGUUUAAUAACAACGGCUCCAUGAUGUUCCUCGACAUGUCUUAUAACAUGUUGUCUGGAUACAUACCCAAGGAGAUUGGUUCCAUGCCGUAUCUGUUUAUUCUCAACUUGGGACAUAACUUUAUCUCUGGUUCGAUUCCUGACGAGGUUGGUGAUCUUAGAGGGUUGAACAUUCUUGAUCUUUCGAGCAAUAAGCUCGACGGGGGCAUCCCUACGUCUAUGUCAGCACUCACCAUGCUUGCUGAGAUUGAUUUGUCCAACAAUUUGUUAUCCGGACCUAUUCCUGAGAUGGGUCAGUUCGAGACGUUUCCACCGGCCAAGUUCUUGAACAAUUCAGGUCUCUGCGGUUACCCGCUUCCAAAGUGUGGUCAUGCGAACGGAGACGGGGAUGCUCACCAUUCAAGAUCUCAAGGAAGGAAAGAGCCAUCUCUUGCGGGUAGUGUUGCGAUGGGGCUGUUGUUCUCUCUCGUAUGCAUAUUUGGGUUGAUCCUUCUUGCUAGAGAGAUGAGGAAGAGACGGAGGGAGAGAGAGGAGGAUGCAUUGGAAGGGAAUGGGAACUCGGGCGAUAGAACCGCUUACAACACGGACUGGAAGAUGACGGGUGUAAAAGAGGCCUUGAGUAUCAACCUUGCUGCUUUCGAGAAGCCACUGCGGAAACUCACUUUUGCUGAUCUUCUCAAGGCCACAAACGGAUUCCACGACGAUAGUAUGAUUGGAUCAGGCGGGUUCGGAGAUGUUUACAAGGCGGUUUUGAAAGAUGGAAGCGCCGUGGCUAUCAAGAAACUGAUCCAAAUUAGUGGUCAAGGCGAUAGAGAGUUCAAGGCUGAGAUGGAGACGAUAGGGCAGAUCAAACACAGGAACCUUGUUCCGCUUCUCGGUUACUGCAAAGUCGGAGAAGAGCGGCUACUUGUGUACGAGUUCAUGAAGUAUGGGAGCUUGGAAGAUGUAUUGCACGACCCCAAGAAAGCUGGCGUGAAACUGAACUGGUCCAUGCGACGGAAAAUCGCCAUUGGAUCGGCUAGAGGGCUUGCCUUUCUUCACCAUAACUGCAGUCCGCAUAUCAUCCACAGAGACAUGAAAUCGAGCAACGUGUUGCUGGACGAAAACUUGGAAGCUCGGGUUUCAGAUUUUGGGAUGGCGCGGCUGAUGAGCGCGAUGGACACGCAUUUAAGCGUCAGUACGUUAGCCGGAACGCCAGGUUAUGUUCCUCCUGAAUAUUACCAAAGCUUCAGGUGUUCAAAAAAAGGAGACGUUUAUAGCUACGGCGUGGUGUUGCUCGAGUUGCUUACGGGUAAAAGACCAACCGAUUCGCCGGAUUUUGGAGAUAAUAACCUGGUUGGAUGGGUGAAACAGCAUGCAAAACUGCGGGUUAGCGAUGUGUUUGAUCAAGAGCUAAUGAAGGAAGAUCCAGCACUAGAGACAGAACUUAUACAGCACCUGAAAAUUGCAAUGGCGUGUUUGGAUGAUCGGGAUUGGAAGCGACCGACCAUGAUACAAGUCAUGGCAAAGUUUAAGUUGAUACAAGCUGAGUUGGGUCUAGAUUCGCAGUCGACGAUCGGAUCAAUAGAGGAUGGAGGAUUCAGUACGAUAGAGAUGGUUGAUAUGAGUAUUCAAGAAGUGCCUGAAGGAAAAUUCUGAAAAGCUUUAGAAACAGAGAACCAAACCAGAUUCUUUUGAACACUCCAAUUUUCCUUUGGUCUUAAUCUUUUUGUAUUUUUUCUACUGUAUUCUAAAAUGUAUGUAUGUAUUUAUGUUGUUUAUACAUAAGACCGGAUGUUUGGUUCGUUCGGACUUGGGGAUGGAGAAGAGAAAAAAGAGUAGCAACUUUGUUAAGAAUAUGUAAAUACACAGUUUUUCUUCUGUAA
Molecule: messenger RNA, 3965 nt
Organism: Raphanus sativus (radish)
Lineage: Eukaryota; Viridiplantae; Streptophyta; Magnoliopsida; Brassicales; Brassicaceae
Product: protein BRASSINOSTEROID INSENSITIVE 1
Exons: 1
Coding region: 157-3738 (1193 amino acids)
Biological process (GO): protein phosphorylation
Cellular component (GO): plasma membrane
Molecular function (GO): protein kinase activity; protein binding; ATP binding
Source: RefSeq, a predicted model, not a curated record